CGAGAGAGAAAGAGAGAGAGAAAGAGAGAGAGAGAGAACUAGAAAGAGGUGCGCCUUUACUCUUUGGAGAUUCGACCCUUUUUUCUACUAGCCAUUUCUUCCAUUUUCUCUUCUUUUCUUCCGAAUUUUCUCCUUUCAAGAAUCUUUUCGAGCUGCCAAUUUUCUCCUUUCCUUUAUUAUCUUCCUCCCAACCCACGUUUCCUCAACCAUAAGAGUCUACCUCCCCUGCAGGCUACGCUAACUCAACCGGAGGUACACUUGCGUGCGCACCCGUCCAUCGAUCUAUUUUAGCUCACCUACGCUCCUGCCAGCCCUGCUUUCCCUCUCUCUUCAUACCUGCCGCUCAUGCUGUUCUACCCCUGCCACUUCUAUGCAUAAAGCCCCAUUUUCCGAACAAAAUCCUAAUCGAGCAACCUUUUCUAGAAUAAUGUCAUAUUUAUUGGUUUUUCUUUCUUUUUUUCUUUUUUGUUCGUUUGUUUAUUGUAUUUUUUGUAAAAUAAGAUUCUUUCAGUUUUGUAUUUCGUUUUUAAUUACUUUUGCUUCGAAUAAUUGAGAUUAAAAAUGAACUAUUUUGAUUUGUUUUAAAAGUAUUGUUUGGAACAUUUGUCUAUUGUAGUUAUUUAAUCGCAGAUAUAAAACUUUUUAUGUAUUUUCUUUUAUAAAUAUCUAAUUCUUUCUAAUUAAUGUCUCUGGUAAGAACGAAAUCUUUAUCGCGUAUAAUUAAGGAGAUAUACAUUUUCAAAAAUAACUCUAAUUAUGGCGGAAUACAAACAAUUUACUUUUUUUGCAAUUGGAAACUAUUGAAUUUUCUUUGAUAAAUGUUAGAAUGUCUAUGACAUAUGCAUGAAAAAUGAAAAUGGAAUAAUGAAAGUAUUCGAAAAAGUGAUUGUCUUUGUAUAGAAUACUCUAAAUGGAAAGUACGAUGUUCUAUUUAAUUUCAACGAUUAUGACUUACGAGUUAAGAAAGCGACGAUUAUCAUGCUUCAAGGAAUAAGCACAAUACAUAAAGUUACUAACGCUUUUAUUUUCAAUUAAAGUACUCGACUUUCCCUAGUAAUCGCGAGAAUCGGUUUGUAACUCGGUAUGCAGACCGUGUAAAUCAUCUCCUCAAAUAUAUUUAAUUUCGCGUUUUUGUAACUCUUGUCUUUAGUGUAAUAUCUGUAACCUCGGAAUAACGUUUUAAAUGUUCACUAUUUAAAGGAAGCAUUAUUUAAAUAAAAAAUAUAAAUUCGAUAUAUAUUUUAAUCGUAGAGAUGUUCGACAAACGAUACUUAAUUAUACUUAUAAUUAAUUUUAUUAUAAUAAGCAUUGAAAUCGAUGCUUGGAGCAUAUGGAAAAUGCAAAAAUUACCAGAACGACGACGUUUGUGGCAAACGAAUGAAAAUCGAUCCCAAGAAUCUAACGAUCCCGAAACGCACAUGCUUCAAAUGUCAACUCUUCAAAAUAUUAGAUUGGCACAAAAUAAAAGAGAAAAACGACUUUUUCCACUCUUCACCGUCGUAAGAUUUGAAAAUAAUGCCUGUGGUGGAUUGAAUGGUGAAAAUGGUACUUGCAUAUCAUCAACGGAAUGUUCGCAACGAGGUGGUAUAUCCAGUGGAGUUUGCGCGAAUGGUUAUGGCGUCUGUUGUAUCGUCAUGGUCUCGUGUGGACAAAUGAUCAACGACAAUAAUACUUAUUUCGUUAAUCCUAAUUAUCCAUCGACGUUCGAUGGUACGGAUUCCUGUCAGCUUACGCUUUUGAAGUUACAUCCAGAUGUAUGCCAAUUUAGAUUGGAUUUUGUACAGUUUACGAUAAGAGGACCCGAGACGAUCAACAAUCUAUGCACUUAUGAUCAAUUUAUUGUUUCUGGAGGUAAUCCAGUACCAACUAUUUGUGGAACUAAUAAUGACAACCACAUGUACAUCGACGCUGGUAUAGGGCAAACUAAUCCCAUUGCAUUGACAUUCGUCACGAGCGGAAGUUCCUUUCCACGAUCCUGGAAAGUCCGAAUCUCACAGAUUCGCUGUAAUACAAUUUAUAGAGCAGAAGAAGGAUGUUUGCAAUAUUUUACUGGUGUAUCAGGACAAAUAAAAUCAUUCAAUUUUGAUUCCUCGGCCGGUUUGCAAUUGUCCAAUCAGGAUUACAGUAUAUGCAUCAGAAUGGAAAAAAACUUUUGUGGUAUUCAAUAUAUGGCAUGUUCGGACGAAGCUACGAUGAUAUCUAAUAGUGGCACAGGGCAAAUGUCUCGUAAUAACGCAUUCACUUUAACGGGUAAUACUCAAGGAACACAGAUAGCCUCCAUGACAGGAGCCAUGUGUCAAACAGAUUGGCUGAUGAUUCCUUGCGCAAUUAACGCAGGCAAAUCUCCUUCGAUGUCCACUACCUGUAUAGAUCGAUUGUGUGGCGGUACCUUUAAUGCCGAUAAUCAAAACCUAAACUCAUCUUCGGUCAUUAGUACUGUCAAGCCUUUCAGAUUAAUCUUUCAUACGGAUGCGAUCGAAGCACCUAACGAUGUUGGAAAUAGAGGUUUUUGUUUAAAUUAUAUUCAACAACCGUGCACAACAAAGUUGAGGUGAGACAUUGCAUAAACAUUCGAAUGGCAGAUGAAGAAAUCGUUAUUCAAAUCUUACGAGCCCAUAUUUUAUUUAAAGAUCUUUCCAACUGUUUUACAUGUUUUCUUAUUUAAUAUUAGGACGAUGUUAAUCCGAUUAAAAAAUAGGAUCUCGCGAGUAUUGUAUCUUCUUCUGCAAGUAUACAUAAUAAACACUUGUUCGAAUUACGCUUGUACAUUUUCAAACAUUAAUUUUUAUUUGAUUACGCGUACACUUUUGAUUUUUGAUUUUUCGAUAACACCUAUCACCUAAAGAAAAAAUCAAUCAGCCAAUCAUGCGAUUCAAUCAUAAAUACAUGUGUAACAUACGACAGUAGUGCACUCUUUAGAUAUAUUUUCACACAAUAACACGUUGAUAUAUAUAUCAUAAAUACAUAUAUAUAUAUAUA
Vespa crabro (European hornet) is the source of this 2979-nucleotide messenger RNA. RefSeq lists its product as uncharacterized. The transcript has 7 exons. Lineage: Eukaryota; Metazoa; Arthropoda; Insecta; Hymenoptera; Vespidae. The record is from RefSeq and is a predicted model, not a curated record. Bases 1254 to 2555 code for a protein of 433 amino acids.